AUGUGGGACAUGGCAUUCACAGGCACCUCUUACAUGUUCAGGAGCAUAUCGCCGGUGAUAAAGAGCAGCAUGAGUUUCAACCAGAAGCAGGUGGCGCUGUUGAGCGUGGCCAAGGAUUUGGGUGACAACGUUGGUCUUCUUGCUGGCAAAAUCAGCCUAUUUUCCCCCAUUUGGGCUCUCUUUCUCGUUGGGAUCUUCCAAAAUGUUCUCGGUUAUGGCCUUGUUUGA
Sphenostylis stenocarpa is the source of this 228-nucleotide messenger RNA. NCBI's taxonomy places the organism in Eukaryota, Viridiplantae, Streptophyta, Magnoliopsida, Fabales, Fabaceae. The record is from the annotation of a GenBank genome assembly.